Molecule: messenger RNA, 4372 nt
Organism: Triticum dicoccoides
Lineage: Eukaryota; Viridiplantae; Streptophyta; Magnoliopsida; Poales; Poaceae
Product: protein FAR1-RELATED SEQUENCE 5-like
Exons: 6
Coding region: 2743-4134 (463 amino acids)
Biological process (GO): regulation of DNA-templated transcription
Molecular function (GO): zinc ion binding
Source: RefSeq, a predicted model, not a curated record
AAUACGGCCAGGGAUAUGCCUAGUAAAAAGGUUGGUGUAUUCUGUGCGGCCCAUUGCUCUGGAACUGUCCCACGCACGCUGCUGCUUGCACAGCGAUUAGGCCCAUGACCAUUGUUCGAAAUAGCACAGAAUCAUCGAGGAAAAAAACAGGGAAUCUCUCCAGCCCUACCAGAGUUGCGUGGAGUAAACCAGAACCACCCAACCCGUCUACUGCUCCAGGAAAAAUAUCUGCUGCACCGCCGAGACCCAUCCAUCCCCAUCCCCAUCCCCAUCAAUCUGGCUGCACCACGGCGACUGUGCUGCUCCGCCGAGACCAGCUCCAUCCCCAGCUGCAUCUAUUUGGGGUACGGCGGCGGCAGUGCGGCCGGCGGCGUCUUUCAUAGCAUAGCAAGAUGUCCACCAAUGGCGUCGAGCUCGAUGGGGUGUGUGCUCCGCCCGCGCCAUGGAACAACUGCGCCUAUCCAGUCGAGUCGCAGGAUUCGAUGAGCGUCCCAACCAUGGCAUUUGGCACCGGCGGCGAUGCACAGCUAGUCGGGGAUGCAGCUAGGGCCGAGGUGUGUUCUGAAGCAACCAGUGGCUGGGCAUGCAGGUCGAUGAAAAAAUGAUCUGUUUUUGCUCUGCUGCAAUUUUAGUUUGGGUGCCCCUCACAUGUUUGAUCUAAUUUACAGUAUGGUUCUUAGGUACAUAAGAGAUUAAGCAGUGUGUUGUUUUGGUUGGAUUUGGUUCGAAUAUCUGAUGGUAGCAUUAGGUAGUGUACUGCAUAAUGAAUGGAGUUUGUUCAAUUUUAUUGAUGAUUUGAUGGUAGCACUAGGUAGUAAACUGCAACUGGUUGGAGUUUGUUGGAUUUUAUUGAUGAUUUGGUGCUAGCAUUAGGUAGUCAAACACAGAUGGCUGGAGCUUGUUGGGUAUCUUCAGUUGCAGUGACUUAUGUUGUGUUGUUUGGAUGAAAGGUUGGAUUACAAAGUUUAAUAUGGAUAAUGAGGCAUUUUAUGAUGGCAGAAGGGUAGAUUUCUAGUUUGCUGACAGGACAUUGGAGUUUUGUGGGUGUGCAAUUUAGAUCGGUGUGUGGGGAUCAGAGAGCAUGUGCCAUCAUUGAGUUUAGGAUGGCUUGCUGCAUUAGCAAGGCUUGACCGCGGAGGACUGUAGCUUGUUGGGGUUCUCCAUUUGCAGUGACUUAUAUUGUGUUCUUUAGAUGAAAAGUUGGAUUACGGAGUUUAAUACGGAUCUUAUGGGAGUUUUAGGUUGAUGGGGUUGGAAUUCUAGUUUGCUGAUUAGAAACUGAAGUUUUGUGGCUGCGCAAUUUGGAUUGGUGUAUGGGCAUUGUGGAGUCUGUGCCAUGAUUGAAUUUAUGAGGAAAAUUUGUCGCCUGUUGUUGUUAUUGGUAUAGAUUGAUAGUGUUAUUGAUUACGCUCGAUCGAUUGGGUGGGUUAGACUAAUAUUUUUUGCUGCAAAAACAUUUUUUAAUAUAUCGCUGAUCAGCAGCUGCGUUGGAUUGUUUGUCAUGUAUGUUGAGUAGAGUCAUUGGCAGGUCGAUCGUUUUUACAACACCUUCCUGCGAGUAAGACGCCAUAUUUUUAUGUAAGGCGGGGAGAUGAUGUAAUUGGUUGUUACUUAUCCGGUUAAUUAUGUAAUUGCAAAUCUUGGCGUUUAAACUGUAUGGUGCGUGUGUGGCUGCUGUGAACAUGAAAAAUUCCUGUCUUGCUUUCCGUGUGUGGAUGAUCUAAUGGUUUUCAUCCAUUUUUUUGUGUCUCUUUUUUUGAGAUGAUUAUCCAGGGUGAGGAUCGGGAAAGCCCCGGAGGAAAGGGAGAUGAACCCAAAUAGGAAAUCAACUCUUGAAUUGUCUCUGCGCGCUUAUGCUGAUAAGAAGGAUGGCCCUGUUCUCUGUCCAAGUAUUGGAACAAGCUUUGACUCUAUUGACGAGGCUUAUGAGUUCUACAAUCUUUAUUCAUGGGAAUGUGGUUUUGGAGUUAGGCUCGCGAAAAGUAGACUGAAUGUCGAGAGGAAGAGAUGCAUGCAAGAGAUCGUGUGUGCUUGUGCAGGCAAACCAAUCAGGGAAAACAGCCGCUCGUCCAGGUGUGGCUGCAACGCCAUGAUAAGACUGUUGCGGUCAAAUGACAAAGGGUGGUAUAUUGCAGAACACAAAGAUGCCCAUAAUCACCCGCUGUCUUUGACGUGUGGGCAGAAGCUGCACUGGAAGUUUCAUAGACAUAUAGAUAGAUACACCAAGGAUCUAGUGAAACAGUUGAGAGACAAUAAUGUGGGGCUUGGAAAGGUGUUCAGUAUCGUUGGUAGUUUUUUCGGUUCAGUAGAUAAUGUGCCAUUUACGAAGAGGUCGUUGAAGACGCUCUGUCGGAAACUAAACAAAGAGCAGUCUGACAUGGAUGCAAUGAAGAUGAUGGAGAUUCUGUCUGAGAUGAAGGCUAAUGAUCCUGAUUUCAAUUACACAGUGCAAGUGGAUAAGGAGAGCCGUGUAAAAACACUGAUGUGGGUAACAAGCAAAGGUCUUGAUCAGUACAGGUGCUUUGGAGAUGCAAUUACUUUUGAUACAACGUACCGCACCAAUCUAUAUGAUAUGCCUUUCGGUCUUUUGUUGGAGUUAACAAUCACUUUCAAAGCAUAAUUUUUGGUGGUGCAAUGAUGAGGGAUGAGAAAGAGGACACAUUCAAGUGGAUAUUUAGGGAGUUCAUCCGCAUGGUUGGCGGGAAACACCCGUAGACGAUUCUUACUGACCACGCGCGUGCUAUGGAGCUGGCUAUUGCGGCAGAACUACCAAACACAGUACACCGUUGGUGUAAGUGGCACAUUUUGAAGAAGGCGAAGGAGUCGAUGGGUGUGCUCUGGAGCAAGGACAGUAAAUUUAAGAUGGAGUUCCACAAGCUUCUACAUCACAUGAUCACAAAGGAAGAAUUUGAAGCUGGUUGGCAGGACAUGUUGGAAAAUUACAACUUGAGGAAGCAUCCAUUCCUGACGCAGAUAUACGAGGUGCGGCAUAAGUGGGCAAAGCCAUAUUUCAGAGGCGUGUUUUGUGCAAAGAUGACUAGCACACAACGAAGCGAAAGUGCUAACCAUCUGCUGAAGGGUUAUGUUCCACCGGGGUGCCCUAUGCACCUUUUCUUGAAACAAUUCGAAAAGCUUCAGUUUGACAGGGCGUCAGAAGAGAGCUUCCAAGAGAAGAGGAAAUUGCUAAGUGGUGUCUCACUUCGACUAAACCUGCCAAUAGAGAGGCAUGCUAGCAAGGUGUACACCCGAGCCAUGUUCGAGAAAUUUGGUGAAGAACUGUAUAAAUGUGGCGCACAUGUGUUGGAUGAGAUUGUACCGAGAAAGAUUUACAAAUCAACACAUUUAGAUGUGGCGGCAAGAGAAAAAUGGAGUAAGGUAGAGUUCAAGAUUGAAGUGAAUGAUGACAAGAGUUUUUUUAGUUGCGAAUGUGGCACAUUUGAACACUCUGGCUUGGUGUGUUGCCAUGCAUUGCAGGUUAUGGUGUUGUUCCGUUUAUCGAAGAUACCUGAGAAACAUAUAAUGAAACGAUGGACAAGAGAUGCACGAGAUGUUCUUCCAGCACAUUUGGUACGGUACCAAAGAGACAGAGGCCCUCCUUCUAGUGACACAUUCAGGCAUCACACAAUGUACAUGAAGGCGCUUGAAUGUGUGUUGCUUGGUGAUAGUAAUGUUAAGUGCUAUGAUGUUUUCAUGGCUAUGAUGAAGGAGGUGCAAGCCGCUCUCGUGCCGUUAAGCAGUGAUAAGGAUGGCAUGGGACUAGCCGAAAGGGAACAACAAAAUCAGUUGCUUGUUCAGAACGAGCAAGAGGCACUCGAGUUGCAAGGCUGUGCGACAGGGUCUGAGUGUGAUGGUGAAUCAAGUUGUUCAGUGAUUGCAGGACAGCAGAACAAACGGCCGAGGGGUAGACCUACAACAAGCUGUGACAAAGCUCCGUAUGAAGAACAUUUGAAGAGAUCGCGGUUCUGCACGAUCUGCAGGGGUCAGGGCCACAAAUGCACAACUUGCCCAGAGAGAGGCGAUCUGCCCAAGGCGCCAAGGAAAUUGCCAAAGUGUUCAAAUUGUGGUGUGCUUGGACACAGGCGCAAUGCUUGUGGCACCAAGAAAUCUAGGCCGUUCGAGCCCAAUUUUCUGUAAGCGACACUGCUGUACACUGUGUGUUCAUUUUCAUCUUCGCCAGGACCAAGAUCUGCGUACGGAUUUGUCAUCUAAACGCGGGUAUUUCGUACUUAACAUUAGCGGUGAUGUAAUUUAAUGUUUUCUAUAGCCUGCAAAUCUGUGCUUUGCGUGUGCGACAGCUUGCUGUUGCUGAUGUUGUGAUUUGUAGACAAGGCUGCAAUCUAUGGGAUAUCAUUUUUAUUUUGGUGAGCUUAAA